AUGACAGCUGCCGUGGUUGAGCCGAUGGCAGAGGAAGCUUCACUGAGCAUCCGUGAAGUAUGGACGGAUGAGAAAGAAUGGCAUACUCUCGAGCUCCAGCCAUCUCUCGCAAAGAUUGUUGCGAAAGUAGCAGGGCGUAUUUUCGUUGGCGAAGAACUGAGCCGGGAUCCAACUUGGCUGAACUCGAUACUAAGCUACACGGGCAAAGACGUGGCAGCCGUCUAUAUCUUAAAGAGAUGGCCCGACUUUGUAGCCCGAUUUGUGCAUUGGUUCUUGCCGUCAUGUCGAAACCUGCGCAGACGCCAGCAGGAGUGCAGGGAAAUCCUCCUCCCCUUCAUUGCCAAAAAACGGGAACAGCGAGCAGGAAAAGGCAUUGACACCAAGAAAAUCCAACUUGACAUCUUGGAUUUCAUAGAAGAAUCGGCUCACCUGGGUGAAGCCUAUGACACUGUAAUUUCGGUGAUCGCCUUCUUCUUCGCGACGAUACCGACGGCGUCAGACCUUAUGACCAAGGUUCUUUUUGAUAUUGUCGAUCAACCCGAUUUGAUUGCAGACCUAAGACAAGAAAUCAUCACACAGGUCAAGAGCCACGGCUGGUCAAGGAAUACUAUCCAUAAUCUCAAGAUUAUGGAUAGCGCCAUCAAGGAAACGCAGAGGCUGCAGCCCGUGAGUCGAAUACUGAUGCGUCGCCUCGCCACUGAACACAUCAAACUAAAAGACGGCACCGUCAUCCGGAAGGGUAACAUCGUCGGCGUCACAAUCCACCAUAUGUGGGACCCCGAGCUAUACCCCAACCCCGAAAAGUAUGACCCAUAUCGGUUCCUCAGAAUGAGAGACACCCCAGGACAGGAACACAUGGCUCAUGCAGUUGCCACGAGCACGGAGCACAUGGGCUUUGGGCACGGCAAUGCUGCAUGUCCGGGGCGAUUCUUUGCCAUUGCGACUGUGAAGGUUGUAUUAUGCCAUAUCCUUUUGAGAUAUGAUUUGAAGGCUGAUGAUAGUGAGAUACCGAGGUCUUUGACGUCCGGGAUCUCGUGUAUUGCGAAUCCGAUGGCUCAAAUUAUGGUGAAAAGGCGGGUGGAAGAGAUCCCACUAUGA
Messenger RNA from Penicillium robsamsonii, 1098 nucleotides. Its product is annotated as cytochrome P450. The record is from RefSeq and is a predicted model, not a curated record. Gene Ontology annotation, molecular function: iron ion binding; monooxygenase activity; heme binding. Bases 1 to 1098 code for a protein of 365 amino acids. Lineage: Eukaryota; Fungi; Ascomycota; Eurotiomycetes; Eurotiales; Aspergillaceae. The transcript has 3 exons.